AUGGAGGCGACGGUCGAGGAGGCGCGCGCCUACUUCGAGGAGCACGGGCUCCGGCCCCUCCUCUCCGGGGGCGCCCGAGAGCGGGGCGGGGACCAGAGGGCGGGGGGGGGGUACCUCGAGGCCUCCUGCGGCGUCGGGCGGCCCGCGGACCCCCUGGGCUUCCUGCAGCAGCAGCUGGGUGCCGAGGCGGCGCGCCGGCGCGGGGAGCCGCCCGAGGCGAGCCCCGAGCCCGCGCCCUCCGACCUGGAGGAGGACACCGGGUGGAGCGUGGACCCCCUGCUGCUGCUCGUCCAGGAGGCUCUCCCCGCCGCCUCGGGGGCGCGGGGGGCGGCCGUGCCCCUCCAGGUUGCUGGCGCAUCCACGCUUGCCGGAAGGAGCUGCUGGGCCGGCGGCUUCAACAAGUCCCUGCUGGACGGCUGGCUGGUGCAGCCGUCCCCGUGCUGUGCCGCAGCGUCCGUGGCAGGCUCCUUCAACGCCCUCUGGGGCCUGUGCAGGCGCGACGCGGGCCACUUCACGGUGCGCGAGUGCGCGGACCUCAUGGCCGACCACUGCGACGUGCUCCGCGCGAAGAAGCAGAGCCGGUUGGAGAGGCUGCUCGGCGUCCACGAGGGCGCCCUGGACGAGUUCCUGGCCGCCCUGGACGCGCGGCUGGCGGCCGAGGGUCUCGAGUGGGCCGCGCGCGCCGGGCCCAAGGCGGUCACCAAGCCUGCCGCGAUGCGCGCCUCGCGCGCGGUGCUGCGUGCGGCGUCCGCCGCGGCGGGCGGCGCACGCAGCACCGAGCGGCCCACGGGCGAGGCGCCCGGCGCAGACGGCGCGCCGACAGCGGAGGUCGCCGCCGCGGAGCGGCCCGCCCAUGGGGCCGCUGCGGACCAGCCCGUGGAGGGCGCGGAACAGGCUGCCGCAGAGCGGCCCGCCGACGGCGCGCCUUCUGCGGAGGCCGUCGCCGCAGAGCGGCCCGCCCAAAGAGCCGCGGACCACCCCGCGGAGGGCGCGGAGGGGGCCGUCGCGGAGCGGCUCACUGACGGGGCCGCGGCGAAAGAGUGCGCGAUCGCGGCGGAGGCCGCGGCACUGCGCCGGAGCGUGUUCGCCGCAUUGGGCGAGGUGCUGGGCGAGGACUCGGGGAGGGAGGCCGACGGCCUCGCGGACGAGGGCGACGCGGAGGAGGAGGAGGAGGUCGAGGGCGCCGGCGGCGGCACGCAGCUGCCGCAGGAGUCUGCUCUGGUCCAGCUUGCGGGCGGGCCGGACUGGAAGAAAGAGCUGCAGGAGCUGCUGACGAAGAGGAAGGCCGUGUUCAAGCUGAGGGCGCAGAAACCGAACACCUCCGAGGUCGGGACCUGGGGCAUCAAGCAGGCCGCGCAGGAUCUCGCGGAGGCGCGCGGCUUGGGGACCGUGCGGGUGCGCUGCUUGAUGGGCCGCAAGGGAUCCAUGCGAGGACUGGUCGCGCCCCUGAGCAAGGGGGACACGCAGUCCUCGAUCGACCAGCAGUGGGACGCGUUGAAGGCCGCGUUCAGCUCUCCCAGCUCGGUCUUGCUCUUCCACUUGACCAACCACUACGCGCUGAUCUUCGCGUGGCGGGAGUGGACCGAGCAGCCAGAGGGCGACCGCCCUGCCGCGCAGCGCAGGCAGGUGCUGACAGCGCGGAAGGGCCAGCGCCCAAGUGCAUGGAUAGAAUUCGAGGAGGUUCGCCGCACUAUGCUCGGCUGGAGCGGCUACCACAUCCUGCAGCUGCAGCGGGUCGCCGACGACGCAGCCGUGGGCGGCGCCCCGCCGCGCGAGCCGGGCACGGGCGGGCCCUGCGCUGACGUGUGA
Messenger RNA from Prorocentrum cordatum, 1809 nucleotides. Lineage: Eukaryota; Dinophyceae; Prorocentrales; Prorocentraceae. The record is from the annotation of a GenBank genome assembly.